UCAUCAUCUCCACAUCGACGUCGCGUCGUCGCGUCGUGCGUAUGUGUAUGUAUAUACUGUGCGCAGCCGCCGCGCGCGAACCAACACGCAUGAAUCCGCGCGAGUGCCGUAUACGUAUGUACUCGUGUAAAAUGAAUGUGUGUCUUGGACGCGAGUAAGCGUCGUGUGUCGUACGUAGAGUACGACGAGCAAGUGUUCCGAUUCUGACACGAUGACACGACCGUGCUGCGAAAACGUGGGACGACAGUGAGUCGUGCGGGCGCGAGUGCUUCGAGAGACGCGUUCGAUCGUGUGUUAUCUUCUAUAUUUCGCCGUUGCUCCUUCUCGAUGCAGGAAGACGAACUCGUCGAAGAUAGCAAUUUCGAAUUAGAGGUCUGCUGCGUUUCAUCGUCGCAGGACACGCCGUGAUCUCGCGUAGGAGAACGGACGGAGUGUAUAUGUGUGUGUGUGUGUGAGAGAGAGAGAAAGAAAGAGUGAGAGACUGAAAAAGAGAGGGAGAGAAAGAAAGAGAGAGAGAGAGAGAGAGCGAGAAGUGGAUAUCGAUGAACAUGGUUCGAACGUUUCUGGCCGGUUUUUCAACGAGCACGAAAGAUCGAGGAUCUUUCGAUACGAGAAUCGUGUCUCUCUCGCGAGAAGUUCGUUAAAUUCUAUGCGAGCAAUAUGUGAAAAGGCAUCGCUUCAUCGAGAAGACGAAAUAGCCCGAACGAUGUGCCAGUGAAACUGGCGUAAAAAACGUAUCGUGCGUCGAAGAGGCUCUCCGGCAUUGCAAAUGGUGCUUAACCUAACCUUUCGUUCUUCUCCGCUCGUCGUCACGGUUUUUCUCGCUGCGGAGCGCGUUCUUUCGAGAUCUCGCAGGGAACUGAAAUUGGAAAGAAAGAAUCUAAAACGCCGAAAUCGGGCACCUUUUUUGCAUUCGUAAUUUGUUUGUCCUCCGACAGCAGUGGUGGUGGUUAUUCUUGUCAGUAUUCGGUGGAAACACGAGAUCAGAAUCUAAGGGAGAUAUUUUGAACGCUAGGUCUUCGUCCUUUGUUUAAGAACCACGAAUCCAGUGGUCGUUAUAAAAUCUUUGAUUUCUGAAUAAGAGCAUAAAGAGCAGUGUUUGCUCACGUUUUGUGUUGUGCAAUGUGGUUCUGUAAAACAAAGCUCUAAUUUUGUGUAAGCUGACUUUUCAAUACUUGCGUCAAGCUGCUGCUACUGCUGGUGGUGGUGGUGGUGGUGGUGGUGGUGAUGGUUAUAGAGUGACGUUACAACCGGAUUGGAAUAAAGUUAUCAAACGUUAUGGAAGAAAGAUAAAAAGUUUCCAUGAAAUGGAUAAUAAAAGGAACACAUGCUCUGGGAAUUGAUGGGUAUAUGCUUUUCCUGCAGGAGACCUACUAGCAGCAGGUUGAACAGUAAGAUCUCUGAGCACAUUUCGGCGUCGGUAACUCCCCUCCAUGUUUGUCUGGAGGAACAAAGAGGACCAGAACUGGGCUUAUGUGACGCCUCAGCUCACAAGCCACAGGUCAAAAAGGUUUUUGAAAAUUACAAAGCACAAGAAGAGGCUGCAGAGGAAAAAUUGGAGAUUGGACUAGUUGUAAUUGAUAUCGGAGAGGUGGAGCAAAACCAGCCGAGUAUGGCCAAUACUAUUAGUAAUAUGAAAAUGACUAACCCCAUAAAGGGGCUUGUCAGUAAACGUCGUAAACGUUUCAAAGAAGAUGGCUUCGAUCUUGAUCUCACAUAUAUACGAGACAAUUUAAUAGCUAUGGGAUUUCCUGCUGAAAAGUUGGAAGGAGUAUACAGAAAUCAUAUUGAUGAUGUUGUCAAACUGCUAGAAUCUAAACAUAAGGAUCAUUAUAAAAUUUAUAACUUGUGUUCCGAGAGGUCCUACGAUUUUAACAAGUUUAAGCAAAGAGUUGCUACGUAUGCAUUCGAUGAUCAUAAUCCACCAAGGUUGGAACAAAUUAAGCCAUUUUGCGAAGAUGUACACAUGUGGCUUUCUUUGCAUAAAGAAAAUGUAGCAGUAGUUCACUGUAAAGCAGGUAAAGGACGAACUGGUGUUAUGGUAUGUUGCUACCUUCUUCACAGCAAACAGUUCCCCACUGCCACAGAAGCUCUUAACUAUUAUGGUACCAAAAGAACACACGAUAGGAAAGGAGUAACAAUACCUUCCCAAAGGAGGUACGUGGGUUAUUAUGCUACUCUCGUUCAAGAGGGUCUAAAUUACCAGCCAAUUACAUUAAUUCUACGAAAAAUUCAAUUGGAUCCAGUUCCCAUUUUUAACGGGGGCCAAGGCUAUCUGCAUUUUGUAAUAUCCGAAUCAAAUAAGAAGGUAUUUAGUUCAGAAGUUCACGAGGUACGAAAAGGAAUGCAUUCUAUUUGUAUUCCGUUACAACAUAAUGUGGCUCUAACAGGUGAUAUUCGAGUGGACUUCUAUAAUAGGCCAAAAAUGAAGAGAAAGGAAAAGCUGUUCCACUUUUGGUUUAAUACAUUUUUUGUACGCGAUCACGUUUCAUCCGAGUAUGAUAACGGGGAAUUACCGGUUGAACGAUCGACGAGGGCAUUGAGUUGCGAUGGUACAGCCAUGGAAUUACCGAUGGUGAUGUCACAUGUAAAACCCCGAACAGGAUCUCUAGCUAGCCUUGGACCCAUGCCACCUACUCUUGUUUUGAGCAUAGACAAGUGGGGCUUAGACGACGCACAUAAAGACAAACAUCACAAAAUCUACAGUGCAGAUUUUAAAGUUAGUUUAUUUAUGCACCGAGUUGGUGGAAGUAAUUCGCCGGCUGUGCCAGCGACAACGAAUAGGUUGGGAGAGGGUGUACAAAUAGGAAUGGGUGGUCAGGAAACGCCCAGCGAAUCCAGUGAAGCGGAUAGCAGUGAAUGCGAUACAACGGGAGAUGAAGAUGGUUGGGAAUCUGUGGACAUGGAUCAACGCGUUGGCCGGUAUCGUCUACUAUCUGAUGGAGGGAUGAUAGAUCUUUUGUGAGCACAUCGCACAUCACCCUUAUUCAUCUUUCAACUACCGUGUCAAUGUUAUCUUUAGUUAUCAGACAAACAUCAUUAAAUGUACAAAGUAAAUGAGCUGAUAGGUCUCUGCCAUAUUCAUGUUUUACGUUUAAGAUUUUGACAAUGUGAAAUUUGUUCGCAAAAUAUUUCUUCUUCUUCUUCUUCUCUUUUCUUGAUUUGUUUUUUCUUUUUCUUUUUUCUUUUUUUUUUAUUUAUUUAAUAACGAGCAAUUACUUUGUAACAUGAGAUUAGAUUUAUUUGAUUUCGGCAAUAGAAAUAAAUUUUCUCGUAAAUUACGAAUUAAUUUAAAUGCCCAUUACGAGUGUUGUUAAGUAACGCAGGGGUAACCAGAGAAUAUUUCUAGUAGUUAGUAUUAAAUCAAAAUUAAUCAUAUUUGUAUUCCUAUGUACAAAGCAGCAACGUUAUAUCGUUAUCGGGAUUGUGUUCAUUAAGGAAGAGAAGGAAAGAAAAGCAAAGCAAAGAUAAAAUUCUCAUCUCUGGGCACCCAUUAGUAAAUCGUUUGUUCGAAAUAAUAUUGAUAAAGAAAUGGAAGUAUUAACAAAAUAGGGAUGUAUGUUGCGUCUAUACAAAAUUAAAAGUUAAUGAAUGCAUAUAUUGAGAGAUCGAUAGACGAAUAUAUUUUUUAUUUAUUUUAUUUUACUUUAUUUUAUUUUAUUUUAUUUUUGAAUAUUUGGGCAGAGCAAUCUCUUAUAAAAUUGUAUUAUAAAUUUGAAAAUAAUCGUGGAUCAAAUUGUGCGUAUUUUUGUUUUCUUUUAUUUAUCGCAUAUCAAUAUUGUAAAUCGACGAUUUUCUUACGAUGUUAGCGUACGAAAGACUUUUCGAAUUUGUCGAAAUGACAAGAAAAAGAGACAUCGAUCGCAAUUGCUGAAGAAGAAAAAAGAAAAGAAAAAAAAAAGAAAAAAAAAAAGAAAAAUAACACGUGAAGCUGCUGCACUAUAGUGAGAAAGCACGUAUUAUGGUGUAAACUAAAUGGACUGAUUGUGUGAAGAAAAUAAUGCCGUAUAGAACAAGACUAUUUUCUUAAAUAAGGGAUAAAUAUCGUAAGUCAAUAAUGCGCGUCAAGAAAUGAAUGGGAUGUACCGAUAAAAUAUCUCGACUCGAAAAUAAUUUUUACAAAUGAUCCUAUUGAUCUCCCCACCCCACCCCACGAACCUCGAUCGCCCACUCCGCCCUUCCCCUAAGUUUUCGUCGAAUUUUCAUCAAUCUACUUCGAUAUAAAAUUUAUUUCUUUGCGAACUUUUUAAUACUGCUGAAUUAGAAAGUUUGACACUGAUUACUUCUCUUAUUCGAUAUUUCAUUUCUUUUUUCUUUUUAUUUUUUUCUUUCUUAAUUGGAAAUGUUCGAUUUUGUGAUCGGCUAAAAUAUACGUAUAUUUUUGUACAAAGUCACAAAUAUCGAAAGCCGAUGCGAUUUAACUCGUCGUCAUUUCGUAGGUAUAAUAUAUAUUACGUUUCGUCUAAUCAAUAAAACAUUUUGUACGAAAUAUAUAUAUAUAUAUAUGUGUAUAUAUAUAUUUUUUUUUCUUUCGUCAUAAUCAAAUUUAAUUUAAUCGAGAAUAAAAAUUUCGAUGAGACUUGCUUAAUAUUUUAACAAUAUUUCGGCAUGCGGAGUGUUUGAAGGAUGUGCAUGAAAGAAAGAAAAAAAAAACAAAAUAGGAAUACAUAGAAUCUUCAUUUCCGAAGAAUAUGAAGAUUCUAAACAGCUUAUUAGAGUGUAAAUAAUAUAGAAAAUAAAUUAUAUAUAGAGCUUAUAUACAUUUAUCCUCGAUAUUCAUGAACUUGUUCAUUCACACCACUGUAUCGCAAUCUUCGUUUCGCAUUUACUACGUUUUCUGUCACGAUCUUAAAAUAUGUUUGUUAUUUUUCUUCUUUCUAUUCUUUUCUUUUUUUUCUUUUCUUUUCUUUUCUUUUUCUUUCUUUUCUUUACCUUUAUCUUAAUCUUUUUUCUUCUUAAUUUGAUAUUUCGUAAAAAUCUUCCUUUUCGUCUUCAACGAAGUCGGAAAUUCAUUUACUGUGAGCCUUUUAAUACGACAGCAUAUUAAGAUUGUAAGGUAUUUACAUCGUGCCUCAUUUAAAUCUAUCUAGUUUAUAUACAUACAUAUAUAUAUAUAGUAUAUAUGUAAAGAAUAAGAGAGGGAAGGGAGGGCUGCUAAGAAACGAUCUUCAAUACAAUUGUACUGUUCGCAGGCGAACACGUUCGAUGAGGUACAUAGUUGUUGAUUUUUCGAUUAAUAAAACGUACAAAUGAAGAAUAAAAAAAGAAAAGUAAAGAAAGAGAAAAAGACGGAGAGGGGGAAGGAGAGAGAGAGAGGGAGAGAGAGAAAGAAAAUAAGAUAGAAGAAGAAAAUAAAAUGAAAUAUAAUUUUCAUCAUCGUGAAAAGGAAAUCUUCGAAUGAACGAAACGUACUGUAUAAUUGCGAUGUUAUAGUGUUUGGUUGUUAAUUCGCGAACUAUAUUAACGUGAGAAUGAGAGUGAGAGAGAGAGAGAAAGAGAGAGCGAAAAAAAAAUAAUUUAUUGAAUGUGCAGAACAAGAGUCUCGACGCCGUCCUACGUGAUUCACGGACACACGUAUAUACAUAAACACAUAAAUACACAUAUACAUAUACUUGUAAUUUAUUUGAUCACACUUUUAGCACGUAGUCCACUUGAAACUACGACGUUUCUUGCCUUCGACAAGUUCUUUGUCUUUUUUUUUUUUUUUAUUCUUUCCCGGUCGAUGAUAAGAUGCAGUUGCUUACGUUCGGAACUUAAAUUAUUUUCGGUUCGAGAAAUAGAAAAAUAUCGUGCCAUGUUCCUAAUCGUCAUUUCACGCGAGAGAAGCGUGAUUUAGAAGAGUAGAGAAGAACACACAAAGAAAAAAAUGGCAAUUAUCCAAAUUUCAUUGUAACGCGUGUACAGUCGCCGUUCAUAUUAGUCGUGUAAUAAUAAUAAUAAUAAUAAUAAUAAUAAUAAUAAUAAUAAUAAUAAUAAUAAUAAUAAUAAUAAUAAUAUUAAUAUUAUUAAUAAUAAUAAUGAUGAUGAUGAAAUCUAUCGUAGAAAAAUAAUGCAAAUGUCGAACAAAAAGGAAAACAAAAAAUCCAAUAGAAAUCAUUUAAGAUGAUUCGUUAAGGAAAAAAAAAAUAUGAAGGUCACACUGUAUUGUUUAUUAAUCGAAAAACGACACGAACUGAUAAAAAAGAGAGAUGCUUCAUUGUUUCAUAAUGAUACAAAUAGAUAACAAAUGGGACACUUUGUUUAUGCCAUAAUAGAAAGAGAGUGAGAGAGAGAGAAAGGCAAGGAAAAAAUGAUGGCAUGUGAGAAAGAGAAAGAAUGAGAGAGAAAGAGAAAAUAAAGAAACGAUUGUGUAAAACGGACACUUUAUCAUUUUUGAUUAGCGAUGCUUACAUAAUUAGUGAUUACCGUUGUGAUAUAUCUGAUUAGGUAAAUUUCAUUGCCCAAGAUGUUAAUGGAAAUAUUUUAUAUCUUCCUUUAUAUAAAAUAGGGCUAACAAUAGAUAACAGUAAGUUCGACUAAGAAUUGUAGUACAAAGUUCUUAUUUUUGGUAGUAAAAGGAAUAUUGAGAAAGAGAGAGAGAGAGAGAAUGAGAGAAUGAGAGAAAGAGAGAGAGAGAGAGAGAAAGAGAGCGAAAGGGGAAAAAAGUACUUUGUCCAAUUACGCUACUGACGUGUUUAAUUAUUCUUAACAGAAAAAGAAAAGAGAGAGAGAAAAAGGGAGGGAGGGAGGAAAGAUAAGAUUGUAAAUUCGACGUCAACUGGUAAAUCGAUCGUUAUCUUGUGCAUAUGAUAUAUUUUUUUCUUUUUUAAACAAGCACGAUUUUUCAUAGAUUUAAUUUUUGUUUUAUGAUCGACCUUCAUGGCAAUUGUUACAAGGGUAAUUUUCAUUGAAAUUGAACGAGACUAUUUACGAAAAAUAUGCUGAAAAGAUCGAUUCGAUCCAAAUUGACUUGAAUAAGAAUUUCUGCAUAUAUAGGGUAUUUCACGAGUAAUGUACAAAUCGUCAAAAAAUUUUCCUUCCUUUCUCCGUUAUUACAUGAUUAUAAAUAAACAUCAUUAUAUUUGUAGAAAGUACAUAAGCGAUUUGUACUUUCGUGGGUAACACCUAAAUUGAAAUUUGUAUUUAAAGCACUGGCGAUAUAUUUUUCAUUGAUUAACAUUAAGAUCAAGAUAAAUCAUAAACGAUUUAUACGGAAAGAUUGAGAAGAAAAAAAGAAAGAAAAUUGCGUUCCGUAUGUGAGUGUGUGUGUGUGUGUGUGUGUGUGUGUGUGUGUGUGUGAUAGAGAAUUUUUUUUUCUUUUUGCAUUACAUAAUAAAAAAAAUGAACAAAACAAAAGAAAAAAAAAUAAGUACCUCAGUGUUGAUAUAGAUUAAAAUAAAUUCUUACAAAAACACGACGUACGUUUCGAUCAACGCAAGAAGAAAUAAAUGUUACCUAUGAAAUUUGCGUAAGGAAUGUACAUGGUUGUAUUGGAAUACAAAAAAAGAAAAAUAGAGAGAAAGAGAAAAAGGAAAGGAUAAUACUUUCCUUAAAUUCUGUAUAAAGUGUGAAAAAUGAAAAAAAAAAAGGAGAAUGUGUUGCGCGCGGAUUGCUUAGAGAUAGAGACAGAGACAGAAUGAGAGAGAGAGAGAGAGAGAGAGAAAGAAAUGAAGUGUCAAAAAAUGAGGUAUGACAAGGACAAACGAUACCGUGUAUCAUAGUUGGUCUCUCUUGUACAUACACGCGUAUCGCGUAUUGUUUAUUAUUAGAUCGUCUCAUAUCGUUCAUUGACGGGCAAUAGAACGCAAGUGGAAUGAUCUUUUAUCACUUUGAUCCUGAUUUUUUUCGAGUCGUCCGUUUCUCAAACAAAAACUGGAUUGUCAUCUUUGCGAUACCUCGUUUUAUAUCGUUAUAUACGAUCAAUCUCGAAAGGAUGAUAGAGAAGAUCAGAAACUUGAAGUGAAAUAAUAAAAAGGGAAAAGAAAGAUAUGAAUAUAAAGAGAGAAAGAGAGAGAGAGAAAGAGAGAAAGAAAAAAUAAUGAAUAAUAAGCGGAAGAGAAGAAGAUAAGGUUUAUUCCCAAAAGAGAGAGAGAGAGAGAGAGAGAGAGAGAGAGAGAGAGAGAGAGAGAGAGAGAACGGAAAAAAGAGAAAAAACAAAAAAGAACAAAUAGAAGGAAAAUACGAAUGAGAUACUGCUCUUUGUAUAACUUAUACAUACAUUCACGAGAAACGUUUUUUCCUUCGCUAUAUAGAGAUCAUAUAAGUACCGUUUUAUAAGUUACGUUCUUUACGACGGCCCACUUUUAUAUAAUUCAUGCAAAAUCUGUUUUAAAAUAUAAACGAGAAACACGUAAUAA
This is a messenger RNA of Vespula vulgaris, 8336 nucleotides long. RefSeq names its product phosphatidylinositol 3,4,5-trisphosphate 3-phosphatase and dual-specificity protein phosphatase PTEN (gene Pten). The record is from RefSeq and is a predicted model, not a curated record. Gene Ontology annotation, biological process: regulation of phosphatidylinositol 3-kinase/protein kinase B signal transduction; negative regulation of cell population proliferation; protein dephosphorylation. Bases 1328 to 2965 code for a protein of 545 amino acids. Gene Ontology annotation, cellular component: cell projection; plasma membrane; cytosol. Gene Ontology annotation, molecular function: phosphatidylinositol-3,4,5-trisphosphate 3-phosphatase activity; protein tyrosine phosphatase activity. The transcript is spliced from 10 exons. Lineage: Eukaryota; Metazoa; Arthropoda; Insecta; Hymenoptera; Vespidae.